AGUCUCGACCAACCUUUCCCCCGGUGAGCACCCAGUGAGCGUGGGUCAGUCGCGCACAGUCGACCAAACAAACGGCCCCCAACUCUCUACGAAAAUGCUGAACCUGGUCAUCGUCGCCUGCGUCGCCCUGGCGGCCGUGUGCCCCGUGUCCGAGGCCCAGUACCGGCCGUCCUACUUCCCCCGGCCGGGCGGCUUCAGCCAGACGCUGCCGCAGUACGGCGGCGGCGGCGGCGACACCGACCUGGGCAACCGCGACAGCGCGCCGGGCGCCGCCGGGGCCGGGGCCGGGGCCGGGGCCGCAGUGGUGCCCGCCCCGGGCUCGGCCAACGCCGUGGAGGACACGCAGCUGGCCAACCGCGUCCAGGAGUGGCCGCAGGCCGUGCAGCCCUUCUGGUUCCUCAACCAGCAGGCCAUCGCCCAGCACGUCGGCGCGCGGCAGCCCUGCGUGGGCGCCGGCUGCCCAGGCGUCCUCGUCGGCCCCGCGCCCCAGGCAUCCUUCAUCGGCAGCGGCGUGCGCGGCAGCCGGGGCGGCAGCCGUUAGGGGGGCCGCUGCUGGCGGACACACCGUCGGUUCGACGCCCUCCUCACGAAGAAACGACUACAACAACGGCAAACACGGCGAUCUGUCUUACCGCAGCAUCUCUCACGGAUGCGGGUUCGACGGAUCGAGUGCCUUUCCACGGACUUCUGCUUGGAAUCAAUGAUCCGACGACGAGUGUACUCCUUUGGGAAGGAAGGGG
Molecule: messenger RNA, 740 nt
Organism: Frankliniella occidentalis (western flower thrips)
Lineage: Eukaryota; Metazoa; Arthropoda; Insecta; Thysanoptera; Thripidae
Exons: 2
Coding region: 95-541 (148 amino acids)
Source: RefSeq, a predicted model, not a curated record